This is a messenger RNA of Trypanosoma cruzi, 1323 nucleotides long. RefSeq lists its product as uncharacterized. The transcript has a single exon. Bases 1 to 1323 code for a protein of 440 amino acids. NCBI's taxonomy places the organism in Eukaryota, Euglenozoa, Kinetoplastea, Trypanosomatida, Trypanosomatidae. The record is from RefSeq and is a predicted model, not a curated record.
AUGCAGGCGCAGUUGUAUGUGAAUGGUCGCGCCGGGCUGUUGUCUCCCGCUGGCAUUCGGACAUACCGACAGAUGGGGGUGGUGGUGGCGCGGGGCCUGCUUUCGGACGAUCUUGUCGCCACGCUCGCACGUGUUUGCCGCGAUGUUGUGCAGACCCGUGGGGCCCGCGUGUUCCCUGGCAUCGAUGAUGAGCACAACGGCCGCAUAGAGUUUGACGCACGCAUGAAACCAAAACCGACGGCCAAUUUGGGUGCGCAGACUCCGCCGCCGGAAAUACAGGAGCAGUUGCGUCGUCAGGACGAGGCGCAGGCUUUGGAGCGGCGAUACCGCAAAGUGUUGCUGAAGUGCCGUAACACGCGAGAGGUGGAUCGUGUGUAUGCCAAGCUGGCGGCGGUGCGUGAGAGGUACAUGAAGUUUAAGUACGUGAAGAACUGUGUGGCAGAUGAGGAGGAGCGCAGCGGGAGGAUGAGUGAUGAGCGCAUUCAGGAAUUGGGCAGCAAGCACACAUACGAGGAUGUGAAGAAAAGUUUUGAGAGGUACAGAGACAGCGGGAAGAUGGAGAUGGAGGUGCGGCACGAGUACCACCUCGACCGGGCUCUGGAACACCUGCAGAAUUGGUCCAAGUGCUGGUGCCGCGUGUGGCCGGACUCGUUGGAGCUGCGGCGUCUUCUGCUGCCGGGGGGCGGGGCGUUGGGCGCCGUCGUUGGCGAGGCCGCCGCGGCGUUGACGGGAGAAAUUGUCAUUCGCCUUUUCGACGACGCUGUGCACGACUACCACCCUUUUUUGAACAGCACGCCGUUUCACUUCGUCGGCAACUCAACGAACUUUCGGAGUUUGAGCAGCAUGACGGUCUCUGUGGGUUUGGCCCCGCGGGCGACGCCGAUGCUCGUCAUCCCCGGCUCUCAUCACGUCAUGCGGGAGUUCACUCAUGACGGCAGUGACUUUAGCCACUAUCACGCCGGCGGUGUUUUUGAUAUGGGACGGGCGAUACGCAAGAUUGAACCGCUGCGGACGUUGCCGGUGGUGCAGCUGGAGCCACUGGAACCCGGCAGCGUUAUGUUCAUGAACCACUACACCAUAAGCGCGGUGCAGGCAACGAUGUGCGGUGUGGCCGCUGAUUACAUUCCGCCAUCGGCCCGCACAGUCAAUUGCCCGUAUCAGUACUCCAUGAACCUCAUGCCGGAUCAUUGCGUAUUUGAUGGCCUGCGGAACUCAUGGGCGUCGCGGGACUCACACGGCCCGUUGCACGGAUAUGAGCCCGGGCAGCCGCUUGAUGAUGACGCCGUAUUUCCCGUAAUUCAUAGGGCCCUUGACGUGGAAUGA